Bathycoccus prasinos is the source of this 2121-nucleotide messenger RNA. RefSeq lists its product with no specific name. Gene Ontology annotation, biological process: protein deubiquitination. Lineage: Eukaryota; Viridiplantae; Chlorophyta; Mamiellophyceae; Mamiellales; Bathycoccaceae. Gene Ontology annotation, cellular component: nucleus; cytosol. The record is from RefSeq and is a predicted model, not a curated record. The coding region runs from base 1 to 2121 and encodes 706 amino acids. The transcript has a single exon. Gene Ontology annotation, molecular function: cysteine-type deubiquitinase activity; cysteine-type endopeptidase activity.
AUGACGAACAACAACACCAGUGGUCAAAAUGGACGACGGAGAGUAGGAAGAACGAUAGUAUUGAAUGGAUUGAAUGAGAAUAGAGAUGGUGAUAAGAACAACAAAUCAUCUCAAAAAGACAACGAAGAUACUCGCGCGAACAUAAAUAAGAAGCGAAAGAAGGAAGAAGAGGAAGAAAAAGAGAAAGGAAACGACUUAUAUCCUCUUUCCAAGAUUCAAAUGGAGUGGCAAACCGUCUCUAAGAUCGGCUCUGGUUUGCAAAAUUUAGGCAACACCUGCUUUUUAAACGCGGUUUUGCAGUGCCUCACGUAUACGCCAGCUUUGGCAAACUUUUUCUUGAACAACGAACAUCAAAAGCAUAAAAAUUUGAGCUCAGGAUUCAACUCGUUGUUCGAGAUGGGUAAUUUAGUAAAGAACACGUUGAUACAUUCCAAGAACAAGCAUCACGCGGUACCACCGACGGCGUUCGUGAAGAAUAUUCGCGCGCUGUCGAAGACGUUUAAGAAAGGAAGACAAGAGGAUUCCCACGAAUUCGCGAGGUGUUUGUUAGAUUCCAUGCACAAGAGGUGCUGCAUGUUAGGCCGGGUGGACGACGGAAGCUCGUCGAAUACUCGAAAUGGAAAGAAGCUUACUGCGAAUGCAAUCGAUCCAGAGUCGAAAGAGGCGGAAACGACGUUCAUUUGGCGCGUAUUCGGUGGGCAGUUGCGUUCGUGCGUGACGUGUCAAAGCUGCGGGAGAGAGUCGGCAAAGUUAGAUCCGUGCAUGGAUAUGAGUUUAGAGUGCGCGAAGGUGAAAUCUUUAGAACAAGCGCUUAAGUUGUUCACGCGAGUGGAAGUUCUAGACGGCGAUAACAAGUAUAGAUGCGAAGGGUGCAAGAAGUUAUCGCGAGCGAAGAAGCAAUUCAGCGUGGAUAAAGCUCCAAACGUGUUGCAAAUCCAACUGAAGCGUUUCGAGUUUGUUCCUUUCGGGAGAGGGAAGUUAUCGCAGUUUAUCGAAUACCCGUUGGUGUUAGAUUUAACAUCGUAUUUAACCUCAAUUUUGAAAAUUAACGGAGGUCGCCGCGGGAAGAAGAGGAGUAAAAGUGCUAAUAACGCCGUUCUCGAUGAUAUUAUGGGUGGUAGUAGCACGGAGAAAGCUUUUUCAUCGUCGUCCUCGGUGUACGAUUUGAUUGGUGUUUUAGUCCACGCGGGAAGUUCCAUGAACUCUGGUCAUUAUUAUUCUUACGUCAAAGCGCAAAAUGGAUUCUGGUUUGAGAUGGACGACGAAUCCGUCACGAAUGUUUCCGAAAAGACCGUUUUGAGACAAAAGGCGUACCUUCUCUUUUACUCUUUACGCAACGCUCCGGGGACGAUGACGACGAGGAAAACAAACACUGGAAACGUGGAUAAAAAUCGAAUGGACGAACUCACGAGAGAUUUCCAAGCGAAGAAAAGAAAGCUCGAUGAAGAAAGAGAGAAGGAGAAGAAGGUGAUGACGAGGAAAAGCAAACGAGAUAAAAAUAUCAGCAAUAGCCCUAGCAGCAGCGAAGAAGACGAAAGAAAAGACGAGGAAGAAGAAGAAGAAGACGUAGUUACGGUGAUAUCGGCGAGAAGAAACGGGAAGCGAGGCGCCGGGCGCUCAGCCGGGAAGAAUUCUCGCGACGUGGUAAAAUCAAAACUCUUCAAGCAAAAUAGAAGCGGAUCAAAGUCACCUGAUUUCGGCAUCGGCAAGCAAAGAAGACGCAGUAAACGAGCAUCGUAUAGCGACGACGACGACGACGAAGGAUACGACGAGGAAGGAGAUAGGGAAAAUAAGAGGGAUAAAGGAAACAUGAUAAAGACAUUCUUGAAAUCACGAGCGCAAAGAGAUAAAAAUACUCGAGGUUGGAACGACGACGACGACGACGAUAAUAAUAAAAGUCGCGCGAUGGGAAUGCGCCAGCAAGUUAGUACAUCUCAGAAAAAGAACGUUAAAAAGUCUCGCGGGUAUGACGAGCUCGACGAAGAGUACGAUAGAGGGAAAAUUGCGAAACAUCUUCGAAGGCGCGAACAGAAAAUGCCGGCGAGACCGACGAAAGCGCCGUCGAGAUCGGCAGGAGGAAACGCGUUUCAAAGAAAACAAGGGCGAAGACAGCGUAAGUGA